Molecule: messenger RNA, 2392 nt
Organism: Oncorhynchus kisutch (coho salmon)
Lineage: Eukaryota; Metazoa; Chordata; Actinopteri; Salmoniformes; Salmonidae
Gene: ssuh2.1
Product: ssu-2 homolog, tandem duplicate 1
Exons: 12
Coding region: 515-1663 (382 amino acids)
Molecular function (GO): heat shock protein binding
Source: RefSeq, a predicted model, not a curated record
AGUCUGAUCUAGAGUACAGUACCGGAACUCCCUGUAUCUGAUAUAGCCUCUCCUCGGUCUGAUCUGGAGUACAGUACCGGAACUCCCUGUGUCUGAUUUGGCCUCUCCUCGGUCUGAUCUGGAGUACAGUACCGGAACGCCCACCACUACACUGAACAUGCUCGUCCGGUGUGCGUGAGAGCACACUGCGAAGAGGAUAGAAUAGAGAAACCAAAACUCUUCAACUCAGAAAAUGUACUCUAUGGAAGAUAGCAAAUGUAUUUUUUUAUGAACCCCGUCGAAUGUUGGAGCAAAGUAAUUAUAUGGCAGUUUUGUAAAAACAAAAUCUAUUUUUUCCCCGGGCGUGGUUUGCACUCAGCAUUCCUUGAUACAUGUCAUGUGACCGAGGAUUAAUUUAAACAGUACAUUAAAAGGGGCUGGAAUAGGGUCAGGUUUAGAGAAAGUUCGUCGUGCUUCUUAUGCAGUAUAGCCUGCCUAAGUGUGUUUAGAUAGUUUGAAAUAAACAAACCAGGGUAUGGACGAGAAGGAUGACGAACAGCUUGGGGCGUUUGAUCCCAACAUUCCAGAGGAGGGUCCGUCGGCGCCCCCUCCUGGCUGGCUGGACUGUGUGACAGGGUACGACGAGCCCAAAGGGGGAGAUACAGGAGACCAGCUGUACCCUCCUCCUCCUGCCUACAACCCUCAACCUGAGAAUGACAGGAAUGCAUCCGUCCCUAACGUCAGGGUACCUCAAGUGUCAGAGAGUGUGGCUAGGGAAGCUCUCCUGAAGUUUGUGGGCUCCAAAUGGUCCAAAAGCAGCAAGCCUGCCAGAAACCUGACCUUCAAGGAGUUACAACCUAUUACAAUGUAUCGGUAUCGUUUGGAGACAUAUACUGAGUCCAGAUCCAGUGCCUGGGAGAUGGAGCCAUUUACUGGCCAGGUGGUAGACGGACCUCAGUACGGGAUGAGCCCUCCUCCGUGGGACGUCCCGGUGCAACAGCCGCAGAGAUACAUCGAUGUGAUCCUGAAAGUGCGUGUCCCUCAUUCCUCCUUUGUAAAGACGUGCCACCGGUGCCAUGGCUGUGGUAGGACGCGCUGCACACACUGUGCAGGGAGGGGAAAUAGGCGGUGUCCGUUCUGCCACGGACAUGGUCGCAGGACAACAGGACAUGGACGUAACAACAGGGCCGGAAACAACAGAUGUUCCAGCUGCCAAGGGAGGGGAAGGAAGAGAUGCACGUUCUGCCAUGGACACGGACACAAGACCUGCCCCACCUGUCAGGGCAACAGAAUCCUGAUGCACUUCAUUCAGCUCACCAUCACAUGGAAGAACCACGUGUUUGAGUUCGUACCGGACCGGCUGCCUGAGUUCCCUCUCAAGAAGUUUGAGAAGGUGUCUGGGGACGCCUUCUUCGUUGAUGAAAGUAUUCUGGUGUACCCCAUCGUGGGUUUUCCUGACCAGGAGAUCUGUGACGCCUCCAGGAAGGCGUCUCAGGAACACCACAGCAAGUUCUCACCACAGCAAGUUCCCUGUCGCAUCCUACAACAGCGUCAAACCAUCGAGUUGGUUCCCAUCACGCACGCCUUCUAUUCCUACAGUGGAAAAGACUACGACUACUUUGUUUACGGUCUCGAGAAUAAGGUUUUCACUCCUAAAUAUCCUUCCGCUUGUGUUAUAUUAUAAAAGGAAACAUCUCAUGAUUAUGUUAAUGUUAGUCCUGUCCUUUGUUUUAUGAAUAUUUUACAGUCAUAGUCAUUACAAUAUACUUGACUUAUUGUUGUCGUAUAAUCAAGGAGAUAAGGAAUGUCUACAGUGUUCUAGAAAAGUGUACCUACCAUCUUAUUGAUUGUGUAUAGACAAAAGUCUAUCCUGACAUUUUUACAUUUGUAAUUAUUAUCAUUAUUCUUCUUUUUUACUCAAAAGGGUGCUAGCCAUGUUGAAACUCAAUGUAAAACCAGUGCCUGUUCAUUCCAGCCAUUCCAACCACUGAUUUUUCCAUCACACCAUUGAAGUGAAAGUAUAUGCUAUACUAUAACAAUAAUAUCCAAAGUUUAUGAAGUUGGAUAAUGGAAUAUUUUAUUCUGAAUUCUGUUACGUUUGUCUGUACCUCCGAGGCCUCUCCAGUUUUGAUCAUAGAGAUGGAACUAUAGAACAUAGAAUGAGAAGCGGAAUCCUUUUAAUUCUAUGGAGAAUCUAGUCAAUCUGUCUCUAUGGUUCUGGAUCAUCCACUGAGGUCUAAGCUCAGAGUAAGUUGAGAGUGUUGCCUGUGUGUUUAUAAUUGUAAUCAUCUAAAUGUUUUUUUUAUAUAUAUAAAUCUGAAUUUUAAUACAUGCACCUUACAACCUAUAUGCAAAAUAAAAACAACUUUUCUAUACCCUGUAUUUUUAUAAUUAAAAAAAAUAUCAUUUUGAA